This is a messenger RNA of Agelaius phoeniceus (red-winged blackbird), 5537 nucleotides long. It is a transcript of the gene FGFR1OP2, whose product is annotated as FGFR1 oncogene partner 2. Gene Ontology annotation, biological process: response to wounding. Lineage: Eukaryota; Metazoa; Chordata; Aves; Passeriformes; Icteridae. The record is from RefSeq and is a predicted model, not a curated record.
ACGGCGGGGAGUUGCCGCCGCCGGGCGAUCGGGAGCGCGGGCAGACUUGCGUUGGGACGCCUCACGGCCGGGGCGCUCUGAGGGGCGUGAAGGAGCAGGACACCCCUUGCCCCCGCCUCAGACCCGCGGGCCGGGGCGGGCCCGGGACCCCUCACGUGUCUCGGCUCGCGCCGGUGUCACGACAGGCGCCGGUGUCGCCCCUCAGCGUCGCGGUGGCGCCGCGUUUUGGGGGCAGGAGGCGACGCUCCCCUCGGUGACACCCCCGGGACGCCGCUGUCACACCGGGAGGGGACACCCCGGGAUCUGUCACGCCGGGAGUGCGGCGGUGACACCCCCGGGAUGCUCUUGUCACGCCGGGACCUUUGCACCAGCUUAAAUUCCUUGGAAUUCCUUGGAAAUUGCAUUCUGGCUCAGCGCUGCCAAACUGGUCUCCGUGGUAACAGAACCCAAAAGCUGUGGGAAAAGGUGGCUCCCAGUAAGGAUAAAAAAAGAAAGAUGCAGAAAGUUAGGAGAAGGCGGUGGUCACACAGAGAUCUUUACUCUUUGGUGUUGUUUUUUGGUGUUUAAUUUGAUGAUGAAUGCCAUUAGCAAAUAGCAGGAAGUGACAGUGUGCAGUAGGAGUGUUGCUGGGGUGACUUGGGGCUCUGCUACCUGUUGACAAGGUUGCAGUAACGAGCAUCUGUGCAACUGGGCAUCUCUGCUAGGGCAGGGCUCAGGAAUCAUUAACUUCAGCUCCUGUAGUCAUGCUCAUAAAAGUAAUACAUGAUAAGAAUUUGCUUAAAUCAAUUAUAUUAAUGAUUACUUGGAGUUUUUUCCACCCACUAAAUGUCCAGGCUAACUCACAGAUUUAGCUGAGUUUCAGGAUCAGGCAAAGGUUUUGUUUUUCACAGGUAGCCAGAGAGCAUUUUAAGAUUCAAGGAUUAGGACCAGUGUCUUGGAUACUGAAAGGUAUCCUAGCCAUGAUUUGGAGCCACUGUGAAUCACCAUGAUACAAACAGUGAUUCUGCUUUUUGAGGUACAGAUGCUGCCUGAAAACUGAAGCUGGGCCCUGGCCUGACAGGGGACAGUGACUACAGAAUUUUUGGGGCUGUGUUCCACACAUCUUUCCCAGCACAUUUCCUGUGAAAAGAAACAUCAGUGCCUUUGACACAAACAAACUUCCUUUUCUCUGACAUGGUUGGGCCGGGGCAAAAACAAGAAAGUGCAUCUAUUAAACAGAUGCUGUUUAAAAAUUUAUGUGUAUGCAGACAAAUUAUCAGAGGUGUUAAGUGCAUUGUAGUCUGAAUGCCAAAUGUAUUCCCAGCUCACAUAGAGGCCUCAGAGGCUUUGUUUAUACUGGUCAGAGAAUUCCUGGAGAGUGAGCUGAAUUAAAGGCUGCUCUUCAGCAGCAACAUGGAUCUCACUAAAUCAAUUUCUGCAGCAGUUCAGCCAGUUAGUGGAGAAGGUCAUCUUUUGUCUGGGAUGUUUCUGUAGGAGAUCUGACUGGAGGCAGGAGCAAGAAAAGCAGAUCUCUAAAAACAGUGCACUGUUCUUCCUUUCCAUGUCAUAUUUUGAAAGAGCUCCAAGUGCUAAGUCAGGGUGAAUAAAUUAAGCACCUGUGAUAGCCCAGCACUCUGCUGGGGGCCUGGCUGUCUCAGAUACAUCAUAUGGAAAGUUAAAUGCCAACGUUAUCUGAUAAACAGGAAACCUGCACAUGCCAAAGUGCUGAUGCUUUUGGUAGCACAUGAAUCCCAGAACACACAGGUAAAAUGUCUAGUGUUUGAAAUAUCCUUCCUUCUGCUGCUUACCUGGGGUAGGAGCAAAAGGUCAGCUGAGGCAAAUUUGAGGAUUUCUUUAAGUUGGUCAUAAGAUCCUGGGCUAUGAAUAGUAAAGGUGCCUGAGAAAGUUAGAAAAUCAACCUGAAGUGAUUUUUUUUUCAUCUAGCUGAGGAAAGACUCAAUAAUCUUUAAUGCUUACAAAAAUCUUUACUUUUGCAAAUAGCCUGGCUAAGAAAUGGAUUUAAUAGAUUCUUUCAGUACCUUAGAACAUUUCCUAAACCAAAUAUUAAGCCUGAUAUCAACAAGGCCCAUAAAUCUCAUAAACGUCUAUUGCUGCUGUUUGAUCACUGAAGACUGUUCAAGGAGUUUAAAUAGAUUUCCUUUUCAGUAGACUAAGUCCAAGGUUCCUUAAAAGAAAAUAAAAGCAUAGACUGAAAAUGUUGGUCUCGAAACUUAACCUACCAAGCAUGAAUAUGAAAAUUGCAGUGUAAAGGCCAGUACUGUUUGCAAUAGACACAAGCAUUUUGCAAGUUUGGCAGUUCUGGCAAUCUGUAAUUCCUGUGAACAAGUGCUGCAGGUGGAAGGGCGAUGUUUUAAGGGUGCAGUUGCUUCUUUUCAUUAGCUGAGUUGCUGUCUCUCUCCGUGCUUUGAAAAUGUCACAGUUCCAUUCCACGCACCAAUGUUUGUGUUCAGUUAUAGACACGAACAAAACACGAGCCUUUUGUCUUCUGAACUUUGCCUGAGCGAUUUUCUCUACUCCAUCAGUUUGAGCUGCUCCUUCCCUGCUGAUUUAAGUCAUCAGAAUCUUCCAGGCCACUGUAGUCCUUCAGCAUUCUCUUUUGUGCUGGUUAUCCUGAAGUGUAUCUGUUAGGAGGGCAAAUUUUAAAAAAAGUAGCACUAAAAACGAAAAUGAGCUGCACCAUCGAGAAGGCGCUGGCGGACGCGAAGGCGCUGGUGGAGCGGCUGAGGGAGCACGACAGCGCGGCCGAGGCGCUCAUCGAACAGACCACGGCGCUCAACAAGCGGGUGGAAGCCAUGAAACAGUACCAGGAAGAAAUCCAAGAGCUCAAUGAAGUAGCAAGACAUCGCCCUCGGUCUACUCUAGUGAUGGGUAUCCAGCAGGAAAACAGACAGAUUAGGGAAUUGCAACAGGAAAACAAAGAACUGCGCACGUCUCUCGAAGAGCACCAGUCAGCUCUGGAGCUCAUCAUGAGCAAGUACAGAGAACAGAUGUUUAGGUUGCUUAUGGCGAGCAAAAAGGAUGAUCCGAGUAUAAUAAUGAAGUUAAAAGAGCAACAUUCCAAGGAGCUGCAAGUGCACGUGGACCAAAUUACAGAGAUGGCAGCGGUGAUGAGAAAAGCCAUUGAGGUGGAUGAAAGGCACGGCUGCAAAGAGCAGGAGCGCAUCAGCCAGCUGGAGCAAGAAAACAAAGGCUUGAGAGAAAUUCUUCAAAUCACUAGAGAAUCGUUUCUGAACCUCAAGAAAGAUGAUGCAUCAGAGAGCACAUCCCUGUCAGGAUUAGUGACAAGCAGUGAUCUGAGCCUGAGGAAAAGCUAAGGACUCUGGGAAUCAGCAAGCUUCAGUUGCACACUUAAACCAAUGGAGCAUCAGGGGGCACUGGUCAAGCACUUGUUACUGAAUAGGGCACCAGCAAGAGGAUACAUCCAACUCCAGCUCAGUGGCUUUUAUACUGUGUAACAUAAAUUCAGCUGGUGUUCUGCAAUACCCUCAGUGACAGAUUGAUUGCCAUAGAUCUAACCUCAGUAGGAAAUGGAUUAAUGCACUUGCUGAAUUGCAUAUUCUUUUUAUAUGAACUUGUUUUACAGAUAAAAGGUGAGAUUUCAAGUAAUUUAUGUAAAUUAUUGCUCAUACAAAGUUCAGUGCAACUCUUAGAUAAUAAAGGUAAGAUUUCAAGUCUAAUCUCUGCCUUAGAAAGUAGUAACUUAUGAAUAUGCUCUGUGCAUGAUCCACAUAGCAUUUUUUCCUUUUGUUUUGGUUUUAAUGACUUCUCAUUUUGCAACAAACCUCUUUGAUGGGAGGGGCACACAGGCAGCAUGAAAUUUAAGGAUUUCUGUCAUUUACCCUUGAGCUAUCGCUUUAAAAUACAAGGCCAGUUUUUAAACUUAAGGAAUGCUGUCAAUCAAUAGCUUGGAGUUUUUAAAUGAAACAAGGUUCUUUCAAAACUGUGCACUGAAUUGUAUUGUGAGGACAUGGAAAGAGCUGUUCCCGCUUUGUUGUUCUCAGGCACACAGGUAGCAAUACAAUUCUGCCUCAGCUUUUACCUUUCAGAGGGGAAAUCCAGCUCAGUUCUCUGUCAGUAAGAAGCCACAUGAGUCCCGUGUCUUUCUUCUCCAGUUGCCUGCCCAAACUUUCUGAGUGAGGAAUGGUAACUGGAAAGCACAAAAGCAGUGGCUGCAGAAAUGGGGGUGGAGGAAGGAGGAAGCAACUUCAUGGCAGAGUUGGAAGCCUGCAAUAGUAGUCUUAAUUUUCCUUUCUCCAGUACUAGCUAGUCAUCAAGAAGGUUUUAAAGUGAGUUAAGCAGAGUGAAAGCUGUCAGCUACAGAAAACUGUGGAGCUACAGCUGCCAUCCACAGUUUCACAUUCUGGCUGUUUAAUAACCCACCAAGCAACACGAGCUGAGCUAUCCUGAAAUCAACCACCGCUUAGUCAAGUUUGAUUUUCAGUCACAGCAACACAGAAGGAACUAAGCUUCCAACACUUCCAAGCGUGCCAGCUUCAAUGCAGCUUCCUGUGCCCCAGCACAGCUUCCCUGAGCUCGAGUUAAAUGUUCCACAGGCCUAAGGGGGAGCUUUCAGUGGCACUGAACUGACUUAGGAGCAGCUCAGUACCUUUGUUCUGUUCUCUCUGUUGCUGCUCCUUCCCGUGGUGCUUUUAAGAGAAAAUAAGGGAGAAAGGAGCAUUAGCAGGUAGUAAAUACUGGUUUUCAGUGGAUUAAUACAUGUGCUGACAGGACAGGUAAAUCAGGCCUCCACAUUCUCACAGGCUGCUUUAGAAAUGGAAAAACUGCUGCUUCUCUGCAGAGCACCUUGGCUUCUUGCUAGGCUUAGGAACACAUUGAGGACAUUCACAUGCAUGGAAAAAAGUUAUGGCCAUUUCCAGACUUGUGAAACAGCCGUGGGGAAAUUCUGGGGGAACAUUUUAGCUCAAGCACAAAAUAUUCUUGUCUGCUUUUAUAUUAUCUGUAAAGCUUUGAUGGUGCUUCUCUAAUCUAGAUUUUGCAUUUCUGCCAUGGCUUGCAAGCUGCUGACUUACCAGAAGCAACAUCUUUUUUCACUGGAGUGUUCUGUUGUUGCAAACUUACAAGGAAUUUUGGGUUCAGCUGUUGAAGUUCUUGUUUCUAGAAGCAUCUUUUCAACCACGCACUGGUGUCAAGAGGCAUUUCUAUCCAUUUGAUGCUGAAUUCAGCUUCGUGGCUGACUUCUGGUUUGGCUUCCAAAUACAGAAGAGGGUUGUUGGUCUGUGGCAGUACUUUGAGGUUGCUCUAUUAGGAAAUAAUGCUUGAGUAGUGUUUAUUUUUGUAAAUUACAAAGAAAAAGUGACUUAAUUUAUCUACUUUUAGUCUUCACAUUUGAUACGUCUCCCCUUUCAGUCCCCUACCUGAUCACUGUAGGAUUUUAAAGAGCCUUCACAGUGUGUGGAGUGACUAUUUUUCAUUGCAUACCUGUUAUUUUUGUAAUGCAGAUGGCUUGAAAAGGAUUUAUGGCUAGAAUUGUGUACUGUACAGUAAACUUAUUUUAUCAAUAAAGUUGACUGAAAACA